AGCUCCUGUACAAAAUUUCAUUAGUCAGCAACAAUGAGAAUAUCCUCAGUCAUAACCAGAACCUCCUUUUAGAUAUCCUUUUAUUUUAUAAAAAUUAGGAGAAAAGAAAACCCUAAAUUCUUUCACCAUCUCUCGCUCGCCCUCUGUGUCACACUGCAGCGAAAAUGAGCCACUCUUUAGCCAACUGUGAAGCUUUUUCUUCCACUUCCAUUUUCUCCAGCAAAUCAAUUUCUUACAGCUUACCCUUUAUCUCCAAAUCGAGUAAUUUGGGUUUAUUUACUCAUAAAAAUCACAAGUUUUCUUCUCUAAAUCUCCAGCCAUGGCAGCCACGGCGGAGCCGCCACACAAAGCGGUGCCACCGAGUCAGCUCUGUCCGUUGCAGCGCGGAAAUGACGACGAAGGUUUUAACAGAAACUCCCAAAGUAGGCAAACGCACAGAUUUAAAGAAAAUUAUGAUUCUUGGAGCAGGUCCUAUUGUCAUUGGGCAAGCUUGCGAGUUCGAUUACUCAGGUACUCAAGCUUGUAAAGCAUUGAAAGAAGAAGGAUACGAUGUCAUUUUGAUUAAUUCGAACCCGGCUACUAUUAUGACCGACCCGGAUAUGGCAGACAGAACUUACAUUACGCCAAUGACGCCGGAGUUAGUAGAGCAAGUGAUAGAAAAAGAGCGACCGGACGCUUUGCUACCCACCAUGGGUGGCCAAACGGCGUUAAAUCUAGCGGUGGCUUUAGCUGAAAGUGGUGCUCUAGAGAAGUAUAAUGUGGAGUUAAUUGGAGCUAAACUUGAUGCUAUAAAAAAAGCAGAGGACAGAGACUUAUUCAAGCAAGCUAUGAAAACUAUUGGUCUUAAAACGCCGCCGUCUGGUGUCGGGAAUACUCUUGAUGAGUGUAUUGAAAUUGCUAAUCAAAUUGGAGAGUUUCCAUUAAUUAUUAGACCGGCUUUUACUUUGGGCGGGACUGGAGGCGGUAUUGCUUAUAAUAAAGAGGAGUUUGAGGCAAUUUGUAAGGCGGGUUUGGCUGCAAGUUUAACUUCACAAGUUUUGGUGGAGAAAUCUUUAUUAGGAUGGAAAGAAUAUGAAUUGGAAGUAAUGCGUGAUUUAGCUGAUAAUGUUGUGAUUAUUUGUUCAAUUGAGAAUAUUGAUCCAAUGGGGGUGCAUACAGGUGAUUCAAUAACCGUGGCUCCGGCUCAGACUUUGACUGAUAAGGAGUAUCAAAGAUUGAGGGAUUAUUCAAUUAAGAUUAUAAGGGAGAUUGGAGUGGAAUGUGGAGGCUCUAAUGUGCAAUUUGCUGUUAAUCCUGUUGAUGGUGAGGUUAUGGUGAUCGAGAUGAAUCCUAGAGUUUCGAGGUCUUCAGCUUUGGCUUCUAAAGCUACUGGCUUUCCUAUCGCGAAAAUGGCUGCUAAGUUGUCAGUUGGGUAUUCAUUGGACCAGAUUCCUAAUGAUAUUACUAAGAAGACUCCAGCAAGUUUCGAACCUUCUAUAGAUUAUGUGGUGACUAAGAUCCCUCGGUUUGCAUUUGAGAAAUUCCCUGGUUCACAGCCAAUUCUGACAACCCAGAUGAAAUCUGUUGGUGAAGCCAUGUCGAUAGGUAGGACAUUUCAAGAGUCCUUUCAGAAAGCAGUUCGGUCAAUGGAGUUGGGAUAUUCAGGAUGGGGUUGCGGACAAGUUAAAGAACUUGACUGGGAUUGGGACCAGUUGAAGUACAGUCUCCGAGUUCCGAACCCAGAUCGCAUUCAUGCUGUUUAUGCUGCAAUGAAGAAGGGAAUGAAAGUUGAUGAAAUUCAUGAACUAAGUUUAAUUGAUAAAUGGUUCCUUACUCAGCUUAAAGCAUUGAUAGAUGUGGAACAAUAUCUUAUGACUAAGAGCUUGUCUGCUCUGACUAAGGAUGACUUCUAUGAGGUUAAAAAGCGUGGUUUCAGCGAUAAGCAGAUAGCUUUUGCUACUAAAUCAACUGAGAAGGAAGUUAGAUCUAGACGGCUGUCUCUUGGAGUUACUCCAGCAUAUAAGAGGGUGGAUACCUGUGCUGCAGAGUUUGAGGCUGAUACUCCUUAUAUGUACUCCUCCUAUGAUUUUGAGUGUGAAUCAGCUCCCACCAAAAAGAAGAAGGUUCUGAUUUUAGGUGGGGGACCCAAUCGAAUUGGGCAAGGAAUUGAAUUUGAUUACUGUUGUUGCCAUACAUCUUUUGCACUACAGAGUGCAGGAUAUGAAACAAUUAUGAUGAACUCAAAUCCUGAAACAGUAUCCACUGAUUAUGAUACAAGUGAUCGUCUCUACUUUGAACCCUUGACAGUUGAAGAUGUUCUGAAUGUAAUUGAUCUCGAAAGGCCUGAUGGAAUCAUUGUACAGUUCGGAGGUCAAACACCCCUGAAGCUGGCUCUGCCUAUCGAGCAGUAUUUAGAUGAACAUAAGCCCGUUGCUUCUAGUGGAGCUGAUCGUGUGCGCAUAUGGGGUACAUCACCAGAUUCCAUUGAUGCUGCUGAAGAUAGAGAGAGGUUCAAUGCAAUUAUUAAAAAGUUACAGAUUGAGCAGCCAAAAGGAGGCAUAGCUAAGAGUGAAGCUGAUGCACUUACUAUUGCAACAGAAAUAGGUUACCCUGUUGUUGUUCGUCCUUCUUAUGUGCUGGGUGGCCGCGCAAUGGAGAUUGUAUAUAAUGACGAAAAGCUAGUGACCUAUCUUGAAAAUGCUGUUGAGGUGGACCCAGAACGUCCUGUUUUGAUUGAUAGAUAUUUAUCUGAUGCCGUUGAGAUUGACGUGGAUGCCCUAGCAGAUUCAUAUGGUAACGUGGUAAUAGGUGGGAUAAUGGAGCACAUUGAGCAAGCUGGGGUUCAUUCUGGUGACUCAGCUUGCAUUCUUCCCACCCAAACUAUAUCAUCUUCCAGCUUGGCGACUAUCAGGUCUUGGACUACAAAAUUGGCAAAGAGUCUCAAUGUUUGUGGACUCAUGAAUUGCCAGUAUGCUAUCACAGCAUCUGGAGAGGUUUAUCUGCUUGAGGCAAAUCCUCGUGCUUCUCGUACUGUCCCAUUUGUCUCUAAGUCAAUUGGCCAUCCCUUGGCUAAAUAUGCUGCUCUUGUUAUGUCUGGGAAAUCACUUAAUGACAUUGGCUUCACAGAAGAGGUGAUACCAUCACAUGUGGCUGUCAAGGAAGUAGUUCUUCCAUUUGAGAGGUUACCUGGCUGUGAUGUGGUGUUAGGGCCUGAAAUGAAAAGUACUGGUGAGGGAAUGGGUAUUGAUUUUGUGUUUAGUCUUGCAUUUGCAAAAGCUCAAAUUGCUACUGGGCAGAAGCUACCACUUUCUGGAACCGUGUUCAUCAGCUUAAAUGACUUCACGAAACCCAGUCUUGAAAAACUUGCAACGGCCUUUUUACAACUAGGGUUUAAGAUUAUUGCGACUUCAGGAACAGCUCAUUUUCUGGAACUGAAAGGUAUCCCUGUGGAUCGAGUGCUGAAAAUGCAUGAGGGGCGUCCGCAUGCUGGUGAUACGCUUGCUAAUGGGCAAAUCCAAUUGAUGGUGAUCACAAGCUCUGGUGAUUCACUUGAUCAGAUUGAUGGGCGGCAACUGAGGAGGAUGGCUCUUGCCUAUAAGGUUCCUAUAAUAACAACAGUUGCCGGUGCAUUGGCAACUGCUGGGGCAAUAAAGAAAUUGAAAUCCUGCUCUAUUGAUAUGAUAGCCCUUCAGGACUUCUUUACAGUUCAGGUACAUGAAGAUAGUAGUAAAAACUUGCAAUCAGCUUCUUCUUCUCUAUGAUUUAUCGAUUGUGUUUGUUCUUAUUAGUAUGAAUUUUAUUUUAUUUAAAUCUAUGUUGUAUUUGAUCUUGUCUGCAAUGGAUUUGCUGUUUCAUCUAUUUCUUUGCAGUACUUUCAA
Messenger RNA from Jatropha curcas, 3857 nucleotides. RefSeq names its product carbamoyl phosphate synthetase B (gene CARB). Gene Ontology annotation, cellular component: cytoplasm. The record is from RefSeq and is a predicted model, not a curated record. NCBI's taxonomy places the organism in Eukaryota, Viridiplantae, Streptophyta, Magnoliopsida, Malpighiales, Euphorbiaceae. Gene Ontology annotation, molecular function: ATP binding; metal ion binding; carbamoyl-phosphate synthase (glutamine-hydrolyzing) activity. Gene Ontology annotation, biological process: L-glutamine metabolic process.